This is a messenger RNA of Selaginella moellendorffii, 631 nucleotides long. RefSeq lists its product as uncharacterized. The transcript is spliced from 3 exons. The coding region runs from base 90 to 479 and encodes 129 amino acids. NCBI's taxonomy places the organism in Eukaryota, Viridiplantae, Streptophyta, Lycopodiopsida, Selaginellales, Selaginellaceae. The record is from RefSeq and is a predicted model, not a curated record.
CAGUGUGGAGCCCCUACUGCGACGAUCCAUGGUCGAGGUCGACUUACAACGCGUUGAAAAGGAGCCAGGUCUACACUUAAUGGAAUGGAAUGUGGAUCCAAACGCAAACGCGUGUAUAUUCCAUCUAUGAUCGACAAGUCUUUAAUAAUCCACUCCAAACGGUAGCGUCACUUGCAACAAGACGAGGGGUGACAUCAGGAUCAAAAGCGAGAAUCAGGCACACUCGGGUCGGAACGACAGGGACCAAACUCAUCAGUAGCAACGGAGAGCAAAUGGAAGGAGAAAAGGCCCGGCGGGUUGGGCUCCACGUCGUCAACAAAACGAUGCGGAUCAAUGUUAAAAACUCACAGACUGGUACGUGCAAUGCUUUACAGCCAGAAGUUUUGGCUUUCUUAGCGAAGAAUCGUGCAGACAAGGAAAAGGAAAAGUAUAAUCGGGCCACUAACAAGGUGGAGCAUUGCGAAUGGAAGAUAAGCUAAAAUGCAUUUAUUUUCGUUCUCUUUCUUUCUCCGUGGUAUGGGGGACUUCUCUCAGCAUAUCCCGAGCUGCAUGUCCAGUGAUUCAAAGCAAAGUUCUCACCCUUAUACCCCUCUUUGAUGAUAGUCGGGCAAUUAUCACACCACUAUUCUUC